Molecule: messenger RNA, 1050 nt
Organism: Emiliania huxleyi CCMP1516
Lineage: Eukaryota; Haptophyta; Isochrysidales; Noelaerhabdaceae
Exons: 3
Coding region: 1-852 (283 amino acids)
Molecular function (GO): protein binding
Source: RefSeq, a predicted model, not a curated record
AUGUGUGUGCCGGCGUCCGAGCCGUCCGAGGUGACCGCGGCGGAGGAGGAGCACGAGGCCGAGGCGCCUGGCUCGGAUGGGGCGGCGGCGGCGGUCGCCUCCGGACCCAGGCCGCAGCCAGUCCGCAGGCCGAUCGACGCCCCGCGCUGGCUGCGGGACGCGUGCUUCGACCUCGGCCGCGCCAUCACGUGCGUGAGGAUAGACCUGUCUGCCAACGGGGUGACGGACGCGGGGCUGGGCGAGCUGAUCGCGGCCGGCAGGGAGGGCGGGCUCCGCCACGUCGUCCGCCUCGACCUGUCGCACAACCGCCUGACGGACGCCGGCGUGUGCUCGCUCGCCGACGCGCUCGCCGACGGCUGCUUCCGCAACCUGUGCGACCUCCGGCUGGGCGGGAACGGGUUCGGCGACCCCGCGCUCGAGCAGCUGGCCCUCGCGCUCUACUCGCCCACCCUCCAGGCGCCCAUCCGCGAGCUCAACAUCUGGCGCCACCGCGGCACCACCGCCGGCCGGCAGGCGCUCGAGGCUGCGGCGGCGGCGCUCGAGGCGCCGGCGCAGGUGAAGCCGCCAAUCGCAUUCUACCUGACGGUCGCCUUUCCCUCGGGCGACAAGUCGAUCGGCGUACCCGCCUCGCCGCUCGACGUCCUCGAGGAGCUCCUCUCCUCCUGCCUGCGCUGCGCGCAGUGCCGCGGGCCAGACGACGCGACGCGCGACGCGAUCGACGAGGUGCACGCGAAGUUCCUGCAGUGGCAGGAGCGGUGGACCUUCACGAUCGACCUCACGCCGCAACACACCGCCGCCGCGGGGUCGCAGGCCCGAAUGUCACAGCCGGGCAGCGUGAAGAGAGUGAAGUGAGCGCUGGAGAGAGAGAGAGAGCUAGUCACUUGCUCGAGAGUCACCGGCAAGUGUGGACUGUGCACUGUGUGGGGACUCUCUGGAGUGUGGAGACCGUGGAGUCUGGUCUCUGCAUGUGCCGCGCCCUAGCUCGCUCAGAGCGGUGUCCACCCGCGUGUUGGGAACUUAUAUAAGAGCCGUAAGUGUGAGAACACGUUC